Drosophila subobscura is the source of this 1691-nucleotide messenger RNA. RefSeq names its product phosphoribosyl pyrophosphate synthase-associated protein 2. Gene Ontology annotation, molecular function: magnesium ion binding; ribose phosphate diphosphokinase activity. The record is from RefSeq and is a predicted model, not a curated record. The transcript is spliced from 8 exons. Gene Ontology annotation, biological process: purine nucleotide biosynthetic process; 5-phosphoribose 1-diphosphate biosynthetic process. Lineage: Eukaryota; Metazoa; Arthropoda; Insecta; Diptera; Drosophilidae. Gene Ontology annotation, cellular component: ribose phosphate diphosphokinase complex; cytoplasm. Bases 309 to 1472 code for a protein of 387 amino acids.
AAGAGGAACCGAGAAAAAAGAGUGUGCGGUCUGGUCUGUCUUUUUUAUUGAUUUCAUGUUAAUUGAAAGCGCUAAUCAGGUCGGAAGCCCUUACGCUCGGUUCGGUCUUUGUGUUGAUUCACUCCCAUUCCGCCUGCCUGUUGGCUGGCACGCUCGCCACACUCUUAUCAGCGGUUUUCGCGCGUGUUUUCUGCGAGUGGUGUGUGUGGCCUGGCCUGAGUGAGAAUAUUGUCGCCUCGUCCCCCGAUCCGAUCCGAUACAUCCCAAGAUUAGGCAGCGUGCGCCCACCGAAGCGUUGCAGGAGCGACAUGGACAACACCUCCACCUCGGACAUUGUCAUCAUCAAUGGCAACUCGCAUCCGGAUCUGGCCAACAUGGUCGCCGAGCGCAUGGGCCUGAAGAACGGCGGCUGUUCCGUCUUCCACAAGUCCAAUCGUGAGACAAUUGUCGAGAUCAGUGACUCGGUGCGGGGCAAGGACAUCUACAUCAUCCAAACGGGCACCAAGGAUGCCAACAACAACAUUAUGGAGCUGCUUAUCAUGGCGUAUGCGUGCAAGACCUCGUCGGCUCGCUCCAUUGUGGGCGUGAUCCCGUACUUGCCGUACUCGAAGCAGUGCAAGAUGCGCAAACGUGGCUGCAUCGUCUCGAAGCUGCUGGCCAAGAUGAUGUGCACCUCGGGCCUCACGCACAUCAUCACAAUGGAUCUGCACCAGAAGGAGAUUCAGGGCUUCUUCGACAUACCCGUGGACAAUCUGCGGGCAUCGCCCUUCCUUCUGCAGUACAUCCAGGAGAGCAUACCCGAAUAUCGGAAUUCCGUGAUUGUGGCCCGCAAUCCAGGCGUGGCCAAGAAGGCCAACUCGUAUGCGGAGCGUUUGCGCCUGGGCCUGGCCGUCAUCCACGGCGAGCAAAAGGAGGCUGAGAGCGACGAGGUCGAUGGCCGUUACUCGCCACCACCGACCAGUGCGUAUAGCAAUUUAUUAGGAAAUUCAGUUGAAAUGUGCUUACCGGCGGCGCCUAGAAACUCUACCCCACAACACGCACCCAUAAGCAGCAGCAGCCGUCAGCGCACCACCUCGGUGUCGGUGGGUGUGCCGGAGCAUCCAGUGAAGGUCAAGCCACCGCUCACGAUUGUGGGCGAUGUCAAUGGACGCAUAGCCAUCAUGGUGGAUGAUCUAAUUGAUGAUGUUCAAUCGUUUGUGGCCGCCGCUGAGAUGCUUAAGGAGAAUGGUGCCUGCAAGAUCUACGUGCUGGCCACGCACGGUCUGCUCAGCUCGGAUGCGCCACGUCUGCUGGAUGAGUCCUGCAUUGAUGAGAUCGUUGUCACCAAUACCAUUCCACACGAGAUACAGAAACUGCAGUGCCACAAGAUCAAGACGAUCGACAUCUCCAUACUGAUCGCUGAGGCUAUACGUCGCAUUCACAACAAGGAGUCCAUGUCGUAUCUCUUCCGCAAUGUCACCCUGGAGGACUAGGUGGACAUCGCUCCACACAACCCACACUCGCAGUCACACACACACACACACACUCAGCCACACUUUCAGCUCAUUUUGUUGAGGUCACAAAAAAUGUUUCAUCCAAGGAUGUUCUUCUUUAUAUUGUUUGUUUUUUUUUCGCUUUAGCAAAUCAUUGGAAAGAGUCGUCGCUCAGCGCUCGCUCGUUUUGCUCAAAAAUAAACAAAAGAAUCCAAUACA